Debaryomyces hansenii CBS767 is the source of this 1875-nucleotide messenger RNA. RefSeq lists its product as uncharacterized. Gene Ontology annotation, cellular component: endoplasmic reticulum. Gene Ontology annotation, molecular function: protein-folding chaperone binding; misfolded protein binding. The record is from RefSeq and is a predicted model, not a curated record. The transcript has a single exon. The coding region runs from base 1 to 1875 and encodes 624 amino acids. Lineage: Eukaryota; Fungi; Ascomycota; Pichiomycetes; Serinales; Debaryomycetaceae.
AUGGCAUCAAAUAUAACCGACUUCUAUCGGGUGUUAGAGUUGGCGUCUAAUGCGUCUGAUGAUGAUAUCAAGCGAAGUUACAAAAAGUUAGCUGUCAAAUAUCAUCCUGAUAAGACGUCAGAUACAAAACACCAUGAGUUGUUUAUCAAAAUACAAGAAGCAUAUGAAACGUUAAAAGAUCCUGAAAAACGGCGCAAAUACGAUAGAGAACACAGAAAGAGCAAUUACAGUUCAUAUAAAUCAUAUAGUACGUCUGCGCAUACAUCUACAACCACUUCCGCAUCUACGUCUACGUCUAGGACGAGCAGAACCCCAGGAUAUUAUGGAUUCUAUCAGCAUUUCUAUAGAUCAUACCAAAAUCCAGAUAUGGCAGAAAAGCAGAAACAGGCGCAAGAAGAGAAGUUGAAAAAAGACCGGGAAGACCAAUCGAGGAAGGCUGCCAAAAUUGCUAAGGAAAAAGUUGAAGAACAACUCAGAAGAGACAAAGAAGAGAGGAUCAAGAGAGAACGCGAGCUAGAGAAACGGAAGGAACGUGAACGGUAUAAGGAAAAGGAAAAUGAACGAGAGGCGGCAAACGCUCAUUAUAACGAAAGGAAACGAGAUGCAUAUAGAAAGGAAUGGGAGAACACAUUCACCCAUUUCGCCCAGGAAGAUGAUGUUCUAGAUCAAUAUUUUUUGGAGAGGCGAAGAGCACAAGAUAAGGCUAAAGAUAAGCCUGUAUUUGGAUCGGUUCAUAAUGGAAAUCCACUGAAUAGCCAGACGGCCUAUCGUGAGCAAGACACCCCCGAUACAGACAGCCUUGGCCAACAUGGACACGAUUCCAGUGAUCCUAUAGUACUAGACGAUGAUGGCGUGGAACGGCGGUCUAGUAAGCUGAUGUCGAAUACACAAGCUUCAGCCAAUGGACUGAAUGGAUCGAAUAAAAAGGGAUCAAAUCAUAAUUCGGAUUCGGAAGAUGAAGAAUUUGUAUCUGCAUUGCACGAAUCACUGGACGAAAUGGAAAGCAAUGCUGCAGGUUCUAAUGGAAAUGGGUCGGAGCAACUUUUCAAUGGAGUAGAACAACUUUUCAAUGCUAGCAUGAAUCUCAGGCCUAGACAGGAGCCCAGCCGAUUAAGCAAAAAUCGACGUUCUGUUUCACCGUCAAGAAAUAAACCAGUCGCUCCAACCACGAGUUAUGUUCGAAAUAAUAGCGUUUCUCACGAUCAUGCCACAUCCAAAAGACCGAAGACUACAGGCACGUUUGGUUUUGAUGAUUUGAAGGACCAGUUAGGUGGUGACAUUGGAAACGUCGACUUCUCCGAAGUCUUGGAAAGCUUACCAAAAGAUGUACGUAAUGAUAAGACUCGGAAGAUCAGUGAAGAUAUCACCUCCAAACUCAAGGCCAAACGACCAAGAGUGGCCGAAUACACGAAUGGUACUUCGAAGGCAGAAACACUUCACAUUCCUAUUAACAGAAACUCUGUCAAGGGCCAUUAUAUGCCCUCCGAUGGUCGGAAGAAAAUACUAACCAUGUUGGACUUGCAUGCAUCUCCAACCAUUCACAACUAUAACUCUCCAACUCCCCCAGAGGCCUUGCUCAGUAAAAAAUUAACAAAAGAAAUUUGGAUGAGAUACGUUUCCUCCAUUCGUGAUUACCAAUCUGACUUCCUCAAUUAUAAGAAGCAUAUCGUACAGUAUCAAUUAGAGAGAUCUAAGAAAGACGAAGAAUACUUCGAACUAAUAAAUUCAAGUUCUGCUUGCUUCGAAGUUUAUCAACAAUGUCUAGAACGUGAUUUUAAGGUUCUCCAGGAAUACACAGAGCUGCUAAGAGUAUUUACGAGUACAAUGGAUAUCUAUAAACAGAAUUGCAACUGGAUUAAGAUGUCGAAUUCAUAG